AUGAGCAACGUUAUCAAGAAGGUUUUCAACACCGACAAGGCCGAGGCUGAGGGCUCGAAGGUCGCUGACGCUCCUCAGGAGGCUGGCCACAAGGGCGAGGGUUUCCUGCACGAUGCUAAGGACCGUCUGCAGGGCUUCGCCGGCCACGGUCACCACAAUGCCCAGAACGCCGCUUCGGGUGUCGCUGGCUCGGCUGGUGCCGGUGGUGCUCCCUCGGUUCCCUCUGCCAACGUUGACGUGACGAACCCUGUUAACGACGCCUCUGUGCAGGGUGGUGUUGAGGCCCCCCGCAGCUGGAGUACCCAGCUCCCUCAGUCGCAGUCGGUGGCUGACACCACUGGCGCUACUUCGGCUGGCCGCAACAACCUCACCCAGACCACUAGCACUGGCUCGGGUGUGAACGUUGCUGCUGGCAACGUUGACCAGGAUGUGCAGCACCUGGCUCCCGUCACUCGCCACGUGCACCACCGUCAUGAGAUUGAGGAGCUGCUGCGCGAGCGUGAGCACCACAUUCACCAGCACCACAUUCAGCACCACGUGCAGCCUGUGGUCGACUCUGAGCACCUCGCUGAGCAGAUUCACUCGCGUGUUGUGCCUCAGACCACUGUUCGCGAGGUGCACGCUAACACUGACAAGGACGCUGCCCUCAUGCGCGCCGUUGCUGGUAACCCCAAGGACACUUUCACUCAGGCUGCCAUUGACCGCAGCGUGAUCGACAAGGGUGAGACUGUCCGCGAGAUUGUGCACCACCACAUCCACAACAUUGUGCAGCCCAUCAUUGAGAAGGAGACUCACGAGUACCACCGCAUCCGCACUACUAUUCCUACCACUCACAUCACCCACGAGGCCCCUAUUGUGCACGAGUCGACUGCGCACCAGCCGAUCCGCAAGGAGGACUUCCUCAAGGGCGGCGGUGUCCUGACUAGCACUACUCGUUCGAUCGAGGAGGCUGGUCUGUUGAACCUCGGCAACAACCAGCGUACCGUGGAGGGCGAGACCUACACUGGUGGCCUGCCUCUCUCUCAGUAA
This is a messenger RNA of Malassezia sympodialis ATCC 42132, 1029 nucleotides long. RefSeq lists its product as uncharacterized. NCBI's taxonomy places the organism in Eukaryota, Fungi, Basidiomycota, Malasseziomycetes, Malasseziales, Malasseziaceae. The record is from RefSeq and is a predicted model, not a curated record.